This is a messenger RNA of Oryza sativa Japonica Group (Japanese rice), 2135 nucleotides long. RefSeq names its product chaperone protein dnaJ 16. Lineage: Eukaryota; Viridiplantae; Streptophyta; Magnoliopsida; Poales; Poaceae. The record is from RefSeq and is a predicted model, not a curated record.
CACUCCCACGCCUCCCUCCUCCCAUUUUCGCCGGCCUCGCUCGCCGCCGCGUCGCGUCGCGCCGCCACCUCACGCCACCGCCGCGCGGGCGCGGCUUCCCCUUGCCUUCCACUCCGCCUCCGCCUCCGCUGCUACGGCGCGAGCCAGAAGGGGCGGAGGUCUUCGCCGCGACGGGGAUGAGGGGGCGGUGAGCCUGCGCCUACUGCCCCGGCCGCAACAGCGCAGCAGCCACUGCCGCCCCCCACCGCUCGGCGCGAGAUCCGAGCGCGACGCGGCUGUUGCUGUUGCUGCUGUGAAGAGCCGGGAGGGGUUGACGCGGCGGCGGAGGAGAGGUCAGGGAGGAGGCGGAGGCCAUGGCGGGUUCGAGGUUCGGGUCGUUCAAGUCGGAGAAGGGGGACCCGGCCGCCACGGCGGCGCAGAGGAGGGACCCGUACGAGGUGCUCGGCGUGGGGCGCAACGCCACCGACCAGGAGAUCAAGAGCGCCUUCCGCCGCAUGGCGCUCAAGUACCACCCGGACAAGAAUGGCGAUGAUCCUGUUGCAUCAGACAUGUUCCAGGAAGUCACAUUCUCCUACAACAUCCUGUCAGAUCCCGAUAAGAGGCGGCAGUACGACACAUCAGGAUUUGAGGCCAUCGAAGCCGAUAGCCAGGAAUUGGAGCUGGACCUAUCGAGUCUCAAUACCGUGAACACCGUGUUUGCUGCUCUUUUCAGCAAACUUGGUGUGCCGAUAAAGACAACCGUAUCAGCAACAGUUUUAGAGGAGGCAUUGAAUGGAUCGGUUAUGGUUUCUCAGCUCCAGCUUGGAAACUCUGUUCACAGGAAGGUGGAAAAGCAAUCAGCUCAUUUUUAUUCUGUUGACAUAACAGAAAAGGAAGCUAAAAUGGGGUUAGUUUGUCGUGUGAAAUCAACUGAUAGAAGCAAAUUUAAGUUGCUUUACUUUGAGCUUGAAGAAAAUGGUGGCCUGAGCCUUGCUUUGCAGGAAGACAGUGUAAAGACUGGGAAGGUUACUUCUGCUGGGAUGUAUUUUCUUGGCUUUCCUGUGUAUCGUUUUGAACAAAACAACCUGGCAGCUGCUGCAAAGGAUCCUGAUAGUGCCUUCUUUAAAAGAUUGGACAGCUUCCAACCAUGUGAUAUAAAUGAACUAAAACCAGGCACACACUUCUUUGCUGUCUAUGGUGACAAUUUCUUCAGAAGUGUGAACUAUACUAUAGAGGUUGUAUGUGGUGAAUCUUUCCCUGCUGAAAAGGAGAAGCUCCAGAGUGUUGAGGCAAAGAUACUCACAAAACGAGCAGAGCUAUCCAAAUUUGAGACCGAGUACAGAGAAGUUUUGGCAAAGUUCACUGAGAUGACCAGCAGAUACACACAAGAAAUGCAAGCAAUCGAUAAUCUUCUGAAGGAAAGGAAUGAAAUCCAUGCGUCCUAUACCAACAAUUCACCACUGAAGAGGAGUUCAAGCAGGAGUAAAGCUAAAUCGCCUUCAAAAUUUUCCAAAGGUGAGGAGGAAAACAGUCAGAGAAAGGAAAAGAAAGUGAAAGACCAACCCACGGGUGGAUGCAGAAGUGCAGAUGAAGAUUCAAACGAAAAGAAAACCAAAGAGCGGUUCCCAAAGAAGAAAUGGUUAAACAUUCCUUUCAAAAUUGACAGGAGAAAGCCAUGCUGAGUGAUGUAAUUCCCUGCAUCAUACUGUUUAACCAAAAUACAGAGCAUUUUGGCCCUGACCAUUCAUAACAGAACCCCUCCCUGGUUUAUUCUAGAAAGAUUGGGUGCAGGCCUGAGAUGGUUGGAGAAAUAUUUUUUUCGAUCCCCUUGAAGCUCCUUUUGGUCAGUGGCCACUCAUCGAACUGUAUCAAAAUAAUUAAGAGACCGAGCUCGUGAUGUGAUCGUGAGAUAGAAGCAUCCAUAGCUUGUCAUAUGUGCAGCCACCAUUGUCCAAUUAUGAUUCUUUUCAUCGUAUAUUCGUAUGUUUAGUUUUGUUUCGAUUCCCUUUGUAAGCAGUUGUAAAUAUAGGUUCUUUUCACCAUAUGCUUGCUGUACAUAAUGUACCUUCUUCCCUCGUCUGGAUUCCUGAUGUGUAAGAAAGACAAACCAUUUACCCAGUUUUGGAUUUGUCAUUCAUGUGUAGUUUGUUGAUGCA